AUGGAAGUUGAGCUUUAUGUCUAUGACCUUUCCAAGUACUCGCAACCUUUGACGGGCACUCAGAUCGAUGCGAUCUAUCACACCUCCUUGGUUGUUGAUGGAGUCGAGUACUAUUUCGGGCAAGGCAUCCAGACAGCCAGGCCAGGUAGCACGCACCAUGGACAGCCGAUGGAAAAAGUGCCAAUGGGCAAAACUGAGCUUCCUGUCGACGUGAUCCAAGAGUAUCUGGAGUCGCUAGCUGCCAUCUAUACACCAGAGGUUGGUUUGUGUCACACAUCCUGCAAUGGGAAUGAUUCAUGGUUCAGACUAACUUGGCAACAGUCAUACGAUCUAUUCCUCCAUAACUGCAAUAACUUUACACAAGAUUUCGCCAUGUUUCUUGUGGGUAAAAGUAUACCAGGUCAUAUUAGGGAUCUGCCUCGCACGUUCUUGGAGACGCCCUUUGGCCAGAUGAUGAAGCCUCAGAUUGAAGCGGCCCUGAAGGGUGUCACCCAAGGCUCUGGUAUUGGUUCUGGGUCUAGGGCGGCGCUGGGUGAUGCUAUGCCCGAGGCUAGAGCAGGGCCGGUAGCAACAAAGACUCCAGCGCCUACAGGCGUCGUCCGCAACGUCAGUAACCUCACACAAAUGGAGGAUGAAUUGAAGGCUGCAUCAAAUUCCUGUGCUGUGAUCUUCUUUACUUCGUCCACGUGUGCGCCUUGCAGGAUCGUCUAUCCAACCUAUGAUGACCUUGCGGAGGAGGUGGGCGAAAAGGGCCGUCUCAUCAAAGUGGACAUAAGCACAGCCUACGACGUGAGCAUGAAGUAUAACGUACACGCUACGCCCACCUUCAUGACCUUUUUGAAGGGUAAGAAAAAGGACGAGUGGAGCGGCGCAAGUCCGGCUCAACUCAAGGGCCAUGUGCGGAUGCUUCUGGAGCAAGCAUACCCAACACAUCCCCAUCGCAAUCUCCGACUUCCGAGUCUGCAACGGACCAUCACCAAUUUCGUCAUGUACAAGAAGGCACCUCCUCUGGACAAGCUUCUUCAAAAGCUGCCAUCGGAUUUCAAGGAUGCAGUCGGUGUCGCGCCCAUUAUCGACUUUGUGAAAAAGCGCCACGCCGGUACACAUGGCAACCCUCCUCCAGCUGAUGUCCGAGUUCCUGAUCUGCAUACGUUCGCCAGCACAAUGCAAUCAACCUAUUCCGAGCUCCCGACUGAGAGUCUCUUUGCAGUGGUCGACUUGGUACGCGUCUUGUUCCUCGAUCCUCGUGUGAGCGGCUACUUUGCUGAAGAGGCCAAUCACGCUACACUCGUUACACUCUUCUCUCCUCUUUCUCAGGACAGACUCUCGGCCUCCCCCUACAAUCUUCGAAUUGUUUCCCUCCAACUCAUCUGCAACUUGUUCAGCACGCCUCUAUACCCUGAUCAACUCACCUCAUCCACCUCAAUUUUACGAGAAACACUCCUUGCAUUAGCCACCAACUCACUGCUGGACUCUCACUCGAAUCUACGUGUGGUCGCGGCUUCAUUUGCAUACAACCUGGCCGCAUUCAAUCAUAAUGCUCGAUUCGACGGGAAGCCGGAUCGUCUGUCGGAAGAAGACCAAAUUGAAUUGACCGCAUCACUGCUGGAGGCUAUCUCGCAGGAAAAUGAAAGCGCUGAAGCUUUGCAUGGACUGCUCUUUGCUCUUGGCCUGCUGAUCUAUGAGGCACCGAUCGACGGAACGCUGGUUGAUCUAUGCCGUGCGAUGGGGGUUCGCGAGACCGUAUCUGCCAAGGCGCAAAUUCCUGCCCUGCAAAAGGAACCGCUGAUUAAAGAAGUCGGCGGUGAGUUGUUUGGGAAAGGGCUCUGA
This is a messenger RNA of Penicillium diatomitis, 1830 nucleotides long. Its product is annotated as bifunctional C97 family peptidase/thioredoxin family protein. The record is from RefSeq and is a predicted model, not a curated record. NCBI's taxonomy places the organism in Eukaryota, Fungi, Ascomycota, Eurotiomycetes, Eurotiales, Aspergillaceae. Gene Ontology annotation, biological process: protein modification by small protein removal. The coding region runs from base 1 to 1830 and encodes 609 amino acids. The transcript is spliced from 2 exons. Gene Ontology annotation, molecular function: peptidase activity.